CUUGCUUUCUCUGUUUUAGACAGCAUCGCAACAGGAAUGACGGUGAACACACCUCUCUGCUUCAGGGGAAAAAACAUCCUGGCCCCCAUGGUGCGCGUGGGAACGCUGCCAAUGCGGCUCCUCGCGCUGGACUACGGCGCCGACAUCGUGUACUGCGAGGAGCUGAUUGACAUAAAGAUGAUGCAGUGUAAGAGAGUUGUAAAUGAAGUACUUGAAACAGUAGACUUUGUUGCACCAAAUGAAAGAGUUGUUUUCAGAACCUGUGAAAGGGAGAGGCACCGUGUCGUCUUUCAAAUGGGUUCAGCAGAUGCUGAAAGAGCGUUGGCAGUAGCUAAGCUUGUAGAAAGUGAUGUAGCUGGUAUUGAUAUCAAUAUGGGCUGUCCAAAAGAAUAUUCUACUAAGGGAGGUAUGGGAGCAGCACUUCUAUCUGAUCCUGACAAAAUAGAGUCUAUACUGACUACUCUUGUUAAAGGAAUUUGUAAGCCAGUAACCUGCAAAAUCCGUAUUUUGCCCUCAGUUGAGGACACUGUAAAUUUGGUAAAGAGAAUAGAAAAAACUGGUAUUGCUGCCAUUGCAGUCCAUGGAAGGAAGAAGGAGGAGAGGCCUCAGCACCCUGUGCACUGUGAUGUGAUCAAAGCCAUAUCUGAAGCAGUCUCCAUUCCAGUAAUUGCAAAUGGAGGAUCUCAUGACUUCAUCAAAGAAUAUACAGACAUUGAGACCUUCCAGAAAGCAACAGCUGCCUCAUCUGUAAUGAUAGCUCGUGCUGCCAUGUGGAACCCAUCUAUCUUCAGAAAAGAAGGUCCUUUCCCCUUGAAAGAAGUCAUGCAAGAUUACAUCAAAUACGCAGUGAGAUAUGAUAAUCACUAUACCAACACAAAAUAUUGUUUGUGUCAGAUGUUAAGAGAACAGUUGGAAACUGCUCAGGGUAAGAAGCUGCAUGCAGCACAGUCCACACAGGAAAUCUGUGAAGCCUUUGAAAUGUCUGAGUUCUAUGAAGAAACAACAGCUGUUUUUGAAGCUAAGAAAACAUCUUUGGAAACUAAGAAGCAAGAUGAAGAUGACCAGAUGGAAGAUCCAGAUGUAAUAAAAAUGGCUGUUAGAUUUGACAAGCGAGAAUAUCCACCACAGAUUACUCCAAAAAUGUAUCUUUUGGAAUGGUGUAGGAAAGAAAAGCAUCCUCAGCCUGUUUAUGAAACUGUUCAAAGACCACUAGAUAAACUAUUCUGUUCAGUGGUAACAGUAGCUGACCAAAAGUACAGAUCAGCUCUGUGGGACAAGUCCAAGAAACUAGCAGAACAGGCUGCAGCUAUUGUCUGUCUGAGAACACUGGGUGUCCCAGAGGGAAAGCUGUGUGAGGGAGAAAACCACCUGAUUAACAAACGCAAGAGAGAAGACCAAGAGCACAAGAGAGAAGACCAGGAGUGCUUGAACAACAGAGAUCAUGGAAAAGAUCUUGCUGAGCCUUCCCAUAAAAAAGCUAAUUUUGCUGAAGAAAGUUCUGACAUGAAUGUGCCUAAGAUGCAACGGUAGCAUGGAGGUCAGAGGCUUCAUACAACUACACAGAAGCUAGAAAUUAGCUCCUAUUUGUAUAUCUUGCUGUUCACACUUUGUCUGGAUUCUGAGAUGGCUAAAUUCCCUAGCUGUGGAAAAAUGCCACUAAGAUCUACUGUUUACCACUUGCUAUCCCCAUGGUGCCUUUCAGACAGGGUAAAUCAGCAAUCUGAUUUUAGGAAAACGUCAAGAAUAUUAUCUCAAACAAUAAAUUCUUUUAAUAUCAGACUCUA
Molecule: messenger RNA, 1784 nt
Organism: Meleagris gallopavo (turkey)
Lineage: Eukaryota; Metazoa; Chordata; Aves; Galliformes; Phasianidae
Source: RefSeq, a predicted model, not a curated record